Molecule: messenger RNA, 1344 nt
Organism: Spodoptera littoralis (African cotton leafworm)
Lineage: Eukaryota; Metazoa; Arthropoda; Insecta; Lepidoptera; Noctuidae
Source: the annotation of a GenBank genome assembly
AUGAACCCUCAAGAUGACCUUGAAUAUGACGCUAAUUGUGAUCCAGACAAUCCCCGAAAGAUAAAAUAUGAAGAUAUUUUGGCAGCAUCUCGACGGAUGGUGGGCCAAAUUGUACGAACACAAUGCCCGCUCGCUCACAUGUCGGAAACGCUGGGAGUAGAAUUAUACAUGAAGCAAGAGUUCCUACAGUACUCGGGAUGUUUCAAGGAGCGUGGAGUUCGCAACGCUCUGGUAUUGUUGAGCGAUGAACAGAAGAAACUUGGUGUGAUCACAGCCAGCUUCGGUAACAAUGGCAUUGCCAUGGCUUACAACUCUUCUAUGCUAGGCAUACCGUGCAGCGUCGUGAUGCCGUUCAAAGCUUCACUCUUCAAGAGAACGCUCGCCGAGCGACUCGGUGCGAAGAUCAUACUUCAUGGCAGAGAUAUGGCAGAGUCCAAACGGCAUGCCAUGUCUGUAGCUAGGGAGAAAAAGCUGACGUUCAUCAACGGUUUCGACCACCCCAACAUAAUAGAAGGCCAGGGCACCGUUGGCAUUGAAAUUGUAGAACAGCUUCCCACGGUGGAUGCAGUGCUGGUGCCAUGCGGCGGUGGAUCCCUCCUGACAGGAGUCGCCAUUGCUAUCAAACAUCUAAAACCUGACACUGAAAUUUAUGGAAUCGAAACAGAUAAAACUUGCAGCAUGGUGGAAGCACUGAAGAAGAACGAACGAGUAUUUAUACAAAUAGAUUCAACCAUUGCUGACGCACUAUCUGUUAAUAAAGUUGGAGUUAACACCUUCUUCAAUCUAAAAGGGAUUGUUGACAAAAUGGUGGUCGUGAAAGAGGAUUGGGUGGCGCGUGCAAUAAUGCAUAUUGUGGAGGAAGAAAAAUUUGUAGUGGAAGGCGCCGGCGCAGUAGGCGUGGCAGCUCUUAUGGCCGGUCUUUUCCCUAACUUGAGGGGCAAGAAAGUGGUUGCCAUUUGUACCGGUGGCAAUAUGGACACGACGACGUUGGGGCGUGCUUUAGAGCGUGGCAUGGCGGCUGAGGGCCGGCUGCUAAAGUUCAAAGUGUCGGUGUCAGACAGGCCCACCGGACUGGCCGACCUGUGCACCAUGCUCGCCGGUAUCGGCGUCAGCGUGCGAGAUUGCGUGCCAGAACGCGCAUGCGUCAAAGGAGAAGUUACAAGUAUACAGUGGAAAAUCAUUGCCGAAACAAGGGGUUGGGACCACACCAAAGAGCUGGUGGACAUGAUCAAAAAACAUUUCAAGGAAUAUCUUUUCCAAGAAGAGACGGAGAGGCCAGAGAAGACAAUCAGCGUCAAACGCGGCCCCUGUCUCGCGCCGAACCCUGUGUGCAUGCAAAAGUAG